AUGACUGGCUGGAAGAGCUCCUGGGUAGGUGGCUGCGGGGUGGUGGUACCGGUAGGAGAUGGAGGGUACCGGUUUGUUUUGGGUGGAACGGGAAUAGGGGUGAUGGUGGUGGGGGGGGGACUUGCGGGAACGGUCGUGGAACGUGCAGGUGUGGAUCGACGAGAGAAAGGCGGGUAA
Molecule: messenger RNA, 177 nt
Organism: Peronospora matthiolae
Lineage: Eukaryota; Oomycota; Peronosporomycetes; Peronosporales; Peronosporaceae
Source: the annotation of a GenBank genome assembly